Molecule: messenger RNA, 1059 nt
Organism: Clarias gariepinus (North African catfish)
Lineage: Eukaryota; Metazoa; Chordata; Actinopteri; Siluriformes; Clariidae
Gene: rab38a
Product: RAB38a, member RAS oncogene family
Exons: 3
Coding region: 32-661 (209 amino acids)
Biological process (GO): vesicle-mediated transport
Cellular component (GO): trans-Golgi network; Golgi apparatus; vesicle
Molecular function (GO): GTPase activity; GTP binding
Source: RefSeq, a predicted model, not a curated record
CGGAUCAGCUCCGUCUCAUUUGUGGCUCAACAUGCAGCAGAGGGAGCACCGCUUUAAGGUCCUGGUGAUCGGAGAUCUCGGCGUGGGGAAGACCAGCAUCAUCAAGCGCUACGUGCACCAGCACUUCUCCGCUAACUACAGGGCCACCAUCGGAGUGGACUUCGCCCUCAAAGUGCUCGACCUGGACCAGGACACGAUCCGGGUGCAGCUGUGGGACAUUGCAGGUCAGGAACGUUUCGGGAACAUGACACGUGUGUACUACCGCGACGCCAUCGGUGCAUUCGUGGUUUUCGAUGUGACGCGGUCGUGCACGUUCGAGGCAGUGAGGAAGUGGAAGGAGGAUUUAGACGACAAGGUGAAUGUCUUUGGCGGGAAUCGGAUCGCUGCCGUGCUGCUCGCCAACAAAUGUGACCAGGAAAAAGACGACGCUUUCGCAAAAACCUACCCCAGGAUGGAGCAGUUCUGCCGAGAGCACGGCUUCAUCAGCUGGUUCGAGACGUCAGCGAAGGAGAACAUUAAUAUAGAUGAAGCAGUUACCUGUCUGGUGAGACACAUCAUGGCCAGUGAGACAGACCUGCUCCAGAGGGAGGACAUGGACACGGUCUCCCUCAAACUGGAUUUGGGACGCGGCCCACCCUGCUCCGCCUGCCUGAGGCCAUAAAUCCCUCCGUCCUCACGUCAACGGCAUCCUUUACCUCUUUAACACACACAUAGAACACAAUAUAAAACAACAUACCGUCACCUCUGUGUGUGUGUGUGUACUGUAUGUACAGUUGCUUGUCUGUGUUCUAGACAAAACAACUGUUACUUUAUAUCCGUGGCAACGGACUUCAAACCUCAGCAGCCUUAUAGAGCCACACUGAACAUCUCUCUCUCUUUCACUGUCUUUUUAUCUCUUCCUUUUUUCACAGAUAAUUUCUAAAUGAACAGGAACUUCAUUUAAUUGAAUAAGGAUGACAACGUUUAUCUCAAAACAUGCAAAUUAGAUAAAUGUUAACAAUUCAUUCCUAAUGACAUCAUAACCCAUAAUGUAUGUCACUGGUAUUAAUUUAGCUGUGU